CACCAGCAGCAGCAGCAGGCGUGGCCAGGUUGGCAGCAGCCGCCAUACAUUCCUUACUAUUACCCUUCCCAGCAGCAGCAGCAGCCGCAGCUGCAGCAGCAGACCUCGCAGCAGCAGCAGCAGCAGCAGCAGCAGCAGCAGCAGCAGCAGCAGCGCGCGCCGCAGCAGCAGCCCUCACUGCCUGCACCUGGCCAGCCCGUCCACACACAAGUGCCUGGUCGCGGCCUGCCAUACGCGGGGGGAGCCGCGCCCCGCAGCCCCACCCGGCUGGGCCCCGGCGCGCGCCUCUACGGGGCGCCGCGCCAAGGGGGCGCCGCGGGCGUGAUUUCGCGGCCCCGCGGCCGCGUGGGCGGCGGCCAGCCCCGCGGCGGCGGCGGCGGCGGCCAGCGGCUUCGCAGGGCGCAGCCUGCAGCUGCCGAUGACGGCUCUCACGAGUUUGCAGAGGGGCGCCCACAGCCCCAACCAGGCGCCCCUCUGCCGCCGCCAGCCGUGGUGGGCCCUGGGGCCUCUGACCCCUCCACAUCCCGUGCGGCGCCGGCCGGCCCCGCCCCCGAGGACUGCUGA
This is a messenger RNA of Monoraphidium neglectum, 564 nucleotides long. RefSeq lists its product as hypothetical. The record is from RefSeq and is a predicted model, not a curated record. The annotation marks the transcript as partial. Lineage: Eukaryota; Viridiplantae; Chlorophyta; Chlorophyceae; Sphaeropleales; Selenastraceae. The transcript has a single exon.